AUGAAAAUGUUUGCCGACGCGGGAAUUGGAAUUAGUUGUCCAAGUGGUAAGCUCGCAGAUUUUUAACCUCCCAAGAGCCCCCUAAUUUUCUCUGUUUCAGGAAAUAAAGUUUAUAUCCACCCGAUCAGUGGUGAUUUGCAACUUUGCACCCAACAACUGGGAGUUUAUAAUGAGACAAGUUGUCCGGGUGGCACGGCAUGUGAGAGGUUUCCAAUUUUGAUUCCGGGAUUUCAGGUGAGUUUCGGGGAACUUCUCCCCGCGCCUUCCCCAAGUUGCCUCUCCAUAGGAUUCUGAAUUUCAGGACUAUUGUUGUUGGUCUGAGUCGCACCCCGACGCUGAUUCGCAACCCAUCAAGAUGGGGAAACGUAAACCGCCCGUGAUUGUAGAUCAGGUCGAGGAGAAGGUUUUCCCGAUUCCCGAUGAGGGAGAUGAGGAAGAUGAGGAUGAUGAGAUAAGCACGAAGAAUGUUGUAGGGAAACCUGGAAGAAAACCAGAAGAUGAAUCAGAACCCGAAGAGGAAGAGGAAAUCGAGUGGGAAUUCGAGUCGACUACCAGGAGGCCUAAGAAAUCAAGAGGUCGCAAAGGGCCGCUGGUUACUACUACAACAGAAAUGCCAGAAAUUACGACUACCCAAAGGGUUCCCACGUCUAGACUUCCACAAUGCAACAACCCAUCGGAUACAGUACUUAUAGAUUACGGUAAUCGAUUGCGGGAUUGUUAUUUCCAGCAAUGUCUGAAUGGUUUCAAAUGCGAGUUCAAUCGUGAAAUCCGCCGAUUUAUUUGCUGUGGAAGAGGUGUUGAUGUGCCACCAGCUGGACUUCCGAUGAUUCCCGCGCCCAAACCAUUGAUCCCAAGACCAUUCCGACCUUCGGGGCGAGGCGGUUUCGGUGGGAUGUUGAAUGAUGGCGAGGAGAUUGGAAACGCAAACUUCGAGAAGGUUCGAUUGCCUCAGAGUUGUAAUGGUGAUGAUUGUGGAUCGACCUAUCAGCCGGAGACUAGUUUUAGAGUGGAGAAAUCGGAAAAAUCUGAUCGCAAGACUUUUGGGAGCUUGAAGAAGUCUGGAUCUUCUUGCUCGGGCAAUGGUUGUGGACAGAAUUUCAACAUGGGGAACUCUAAUAAUAAUUUUGGGGAGAAUUCGAAGGGCUGUAGUGGAUCUGGAUGCGGGCAGAAUAUUAACUCAAACUUUGGAGGGAACUCUGGAAAUGCGAAUAAUAAUUUUGGAUCUUCCAACAACAACUUCGGAAGUUCAGGAUCUUCAAAUGACAAUUUCGGAUCUUCGAAUAACAACUUCGGGAGUUCAGGAUCUUCCAACUUUGAAGCGAACUCAAAUGACAACAAUAACUUCGGAGGAUCUGACAACUCCAACAAUAAUUUCGGAAGCUUCCAGAACUCAAACUUCAACUCAGAUCUAGGCUGCUCAGGGCCUGGGUGUAGCCAGAGUUCUAAUAACUUCGGAAGCUCAGGAGCAUCGCAAGGCUGUUCAGGAUCCGGAUGUGGCAAGCAAAAUUUUAAUUUUGGAAAUUCUCAGAACUCCAACUCAGAUCUGGGAAGUUUUGCAGCCUCCAAUUCCAACUUCGGCACAUCCCAAGGUUGUUCAGGAUCUGGAUGUAGUGGACCAGCCUCCAAAAAACAUCGCUACGAAGAUGAAGAUGAUGAAGACGGUGAUGAUGAAGAAGAUCAAGGCUGCUCGAAUUGUGGCGGAGGGUGUAAUCAAAACUGUGGUGGAAGAUGUUCAGGAAAUGGAUGUUCCAACAAUAACAAUCGCAAUGGAUGUUCCUCGAAUUCUGGUAGCGGGAAUAAUGGAGGGAAUAUCAAUAUCCCACUGCCACCGAUCCCCGAGCCAAAGCCUCUGUGCAAAAAGUUCCGGAAAACUGGAGGUGGAAAUGGGAAUGGAAGACCUAGAAAUCAGGGAAGACGUGGAAACUUCAGACCAAAUGAUGAUGGGAAUAAUCAAAAUCAAAAUCGAGGUGGAAAUGGAAAUGGACAGAAUCAGAAUCAGAAUCAGAAGAAGAAAAAUAUUUCAUUUGGAAAAAGGAAACGUGAGUUCAAAAGAUCAAGAAAGAUCUCCAAAAUAAUUUCAAAAACUUUUCAGAAGGUCACAACAACAAUUCCAACAACUCGAGCAAUUCCAACAAUAAUUUCAAUUCCAACCGGAAUUCCAACAACUCAAAUUCCAACCGAAAUUCCAAUCCAAAAAAGCACACAAGAUCAGCUCCCCAAAAAUUCGUCUUCAAUUUCAGUAAGCUCUCCACUGAUUCAUCUCAAAAUUCCCAAAAAUUUUCCAGCUGAAGACGAUUUCAUUUGCUCGGACGGUGAUGAAUAUUUCGAUGGUGUGAUGACACCGAAAUGUGUGCCGCCAGCUAUUGAUUCGUGUCCAAUGUCUCACAAACGGUAACUACAGUAGCUUAGAAUUACAGUACCCCUAGAGAUCCAUAAAUUUUCAGAUGUCUACCUUCAAAACGUCUCGGUCAUAGUGUGUGCUGUAAAUCGAAAGCGCUGCCAAUACAAUAA
Caenorhabditis angaria is the source of this 2511-nucleotide messenger RNA. The record is from the annotation of a GenBank genome assembly. Lineage: Eukaryota; Metazoa; Nematoda; Chromadorea; Rhabditida; Rhabditidae.